GUUGAGUACUCGGCCGGGAAAAGCAGGGCACCCAGAGCGGAAGCUACUCUCCGGCGCCGGCCCCGGGAGGCAACAGGUAGACGUCUGUGGUUGGUGCGGCCGGGACGUGAGCCAGCGAGGCAGCCGUAACGGGUGUUACUGGGCUAUUUGCUGCAGAUUCUUUCCCUGUGAGCCCAGGGAGAAAUUUACAUCGAAGACUUUUUCUUACCAUGGCUUUAGUUUACAAAUUGUUGAGUGGUUCUUAUACUCUCAGAAAAUGCCCCAAGCCACAUGUUGCCUUGUGUCCACUUUUGGAUACUCGCUUUGCUGACUAUUGUUCCAGUAGUCUUCAGAAACCAGAGGCUGCUCCAGGCAAAGCCUCCUUGCAGAAGACUGAAGAAGGUUUGCAAGAACAUCAACAGAGAGAAGUUGCUUUGGAUAUAACUUCUCCUGAGGAGAAGCCUGAAGUUAGUUUUGAUAAAGCAAUUAAAGAUGAAAUAAAGGACCAUUUUAGGCAUUUGAAGGAUGAUAUUGUGAAUCACUGGAUAGGGUCUGAAGGUCGCCCUCUGCAUGAGGUCUUGCUGGAACAAGCCAGGGUUGUCUGGAAGUUUCGUGGAAAAGAAGAUUUAGAUAAGUGGAUAGUGACUUCUGAUAAGACGAUUGGAGGUAGAAGUGAAGUGUUCCUGCAAAUGGGCAAGAAUAACCGAAGUGCACUGCUGUCUGGAACUCUGAGCUCAGAGGUGCCGCAGGAUGGGGAAAGUGGCUGCAGUGGAUACUGUGCAAUGGUCUCCAGGAUUCCACGGGGCCCUUUUGAGACAAAGAAGUCUUAUGAUUGGUCUCAUUUCAACACUCUUUAUCUCCGUGUACGUGGAGAUGGUCGACCUUGGAUGGUGAGUAUCAGGGAGGACACGAACAUAAUCCAGAGGAAGAAUCAGAUGCACAGUUACUUCAUGUUUACCCGCGGGGGCCCUUACUGGCAGGACAUCCAGUCCCUUUUAUGGAUUAAGUCAAGCCUACAGAGGAUUAUCUUCCCUAUAGUAAAGUCAACUGAUUUGGGACCUUACUUCUGCAGUCCCUUCACAGCAGCACUGAGCUACAACGUAAAUGGUUUCUUCUUUCAGAUUCCUUUCUCCAAAUUUUUCUUCUCUAAUCAAGGAAGAAUCCGGGAUGCCCAGUACCAGCUUCUGCUUGACAGGAUCUCUUCUAUUGGAUUCACCCUGGCUGAUAAAGUGGAUGGCCCGUUCUUCUUGGAAAUAGAUUUUAUUGGAGUGUUUACUGAUCCAGCCCAUACAGAAGAAUUUGCCUAUGAAAAUUCUCCAGAGCUUAACCCAAGACUUUUUAAGUAGAGAUCAUGUGGUAGUUUUGUAUAACUAAACUAAAGGUAGUAAUAUUUCUGAUGACACAAAAUAAAAUUAAUGGCAUCCAACCAAUGGCUGGUCUGUAUUCCCAAAGGCAAAAUGCUGUUAAAGGGAAACAGCAUGAAACCAGGUUCUAAGCUGCACCUUAAUUUAAAGAAUUCCAUGUCUGAUGCAGAGGUACUAUGUAAUCAACUGUUUUUGUUAGGAUGAUUCCUAUUAGGCACAAUUCCUAAACGAGAAGGCAGUUUCCAAAGCAAGGAGUCUCCGAGAUGUCUGUUGGAUGGCCUUUUACUAUUCUAUUCCUUGUAGGUUUCUUCUGUUUUUUCUUCUUUAUUUUUUGUUCUUUAAUGAGACAGGUUUUUUUUUAUUGUGGUAAAACGUAUUAUGUAAUAUUUAUCAUCUUAACCAUUUUUUGGUUUACAGUAUAUAAACUAAAUGCAGCUUGUAAAACAGAUUUCAUCUUGCAAAACUGAAACUCUGUACCCACUGAACAACUUUUCCUCCUCCCCUCAGCCCCUGGCAACCACCAUCCUACUUUAUUUCUGUGAAUUUGGCUACUUUAUUAUUUAAUUAAAGCUGCUUUAUUAAACUUUUUAUAUUGAGGGAAGUACAUAAAUAAUGCACAAAUCUUAGUGCAGUCUGAUGAACCCUGACACAUGUAUCACCCAGACCAAGACAUCAAACAUUCUACUUUUUUCCCCUUCACCUAUUUCACCCAUGCCCCACCCCCUCCCCUGUGGCAACCACAGUUCUGUUGAAGUCUGUUUUGUGUGUUCAUUUAUUUUUUAGAUUCUACAUGUGAGAACAUAUACUAUUUGUCCUCCUCUGACUUCACUUAGGAUAAUACCCUGUAGGUCUACCUAUGUUGUUGCAAAUGACAAGCUUUCAUUCUUUUUUUAUGGCUGAGUAACAUUCCAUCGUAUGUAUGUAUAUUUUUUUCUGUCUAUUGAUGGACAUUUAGGUUGUUUCCAUAUUUUGUAAUAGAGAAUGUCAUUUACAAAUAUACUCACCCAUAGUAGGUUGCCUUUUUGUUUUGUUGGUUUCCUUUGCUAAUUAUUUCCCAAAGACCCCACCUCCAAGUACCAUCACACUGGGAAUUCAACAUAGGAAUUUGGGGAGAAUACAAACAUCAGUCCAUAGUACCUCCUUAGAGAGCUGGUCCUCCAAAGACACAUGAUUCUUACUGUUUCUUACUUUAUUAGUGACUAAGAUACUAGACUAAUGUCCCCAGAGCUUCCCCAGUCAUCUUAAGUAUUACAAAGAUUGCAUAUAUUAAAAAUGGGACCCUGAUUAAUAUAGUUUAAAUUGAUCAGUUCUUGUCAUCUUAGCAGGUAGGAACUAUUAUACAGCCUGAAUACAUUGAGAGAGCCAAAUUUAAAAUGAGUAAGAGAAUAGACAAAGGCUAAUAGCUUUUCCAUAAUCUUGGCCUAAAAUCUACUUUGUAUAUUUUCAUGUAAUUAACAUAAAAUUCAGGUAUUUAAGUACAGUUUAGUGGGUUUUUUAAGUAUAUUUAUAGAACUUUACAGUCUUUACUACUUUUAAGUUUAGAAAAUUUCCAAAAGCCUAAAAAGAUACCUCAAUACCCCUUUACAAUCACUCUUCAUUCCACCCCCAAACCCAGGUAACUAUUCUACUUUCUCUAUGGGUUUAUCUUCUCUGGAUAUUUCAAAUAAAUAGAAUCAUAUAAUAUGU
Messenger RNA from Manis pentadactyla (Chinese pangolin), 3029 nucleotides. RefSeq names its product NADH:ubiquinone oxidoreductase complex assembly factor 1 (gene NDUFAF1). The record is from RefSeq and is a predicted model, not a curated record. Gene Ontology annotation, cellular component: mitochondrion. NCBI's taxonomy places the organism in Eukaryota, Metazoa, Chordata, Mammalia, Pholidota, Manidae. Gene Ontology annotation, biological process: mitochondrial electron transport, NADH to ubiquinone; mitochondrial respiratory chain complex I assembly. The transcript has 6 exons. Bases 210 to 1325 code for a protein of 371 amino acids.